AUGGGUCUCGCAUCCAAGCUCGCUGCUGCCGGCCCUCCGCCUGGAGGCCCGCCCGGCGGCAGCUAUCCUCCCCCCGGCGGCCAGCAACCUGGCGGAUACCCCGGUGCGCCUUCGUACCAACCCUACACCCCCGGCGCUCCCGGCGGUGCUGCUCCUCCUGCCUACCCAGGAGGCUACGGCGCGCCCCAGCAACCGCCGUACCCACAGCAACCGCCGCAGCCUGGAUACAAUCCUAACGCCUACACGCCACAGUCUCCCGCCCAACCCUAUCAAGGCUACGGUUCUCCUCCACCCGCCUCGCCCUACACUCAAGCGCCGCCCCAGUCUCCCUUUGGCCAACAACCAUCAACGCCGUUUGGUCAACAGCAGGGCGGCUACAGCAGGCCGCCACCUCCUCCACCGCCGUCCAGCAGACCCGGGCUUGCGGCUGCAGGAAGUGCGCCUACUCCCCAGCCAGGCUAUGGACAACAGCCGCAACCCUAUGGACAACAGCCGCAAUCCUAUGGACAGCAGCCGCAACCCUACGGACAGCCCCCGCAACCCUACGGUCAACCGCCGCAACCAUAUGGCCAGCCCCCGCAGCCGUACGGACAACCUCAGUCGCCGUUCGGACAGCAACAACCAUACGGACAACCACAAUACAACCAGGGCCCGGGCUAUGGUGGAUAUGGUGGUCCUCCCGGCCAACCUCAGUAUGGCGGCCCUCCCCCCGGCGGCGCUCCGGGCGGCGCGCCCCCGUCAGGCCCGCCCAACCCCGCCCAGGUGCAAGCCUACAAGCAGACCCUCAUGGCCGCUGUGCAGGAGAACAACCUUCAGAACUUCUACCCGCCCAACUCGCCUGCUCUUGACCAGCUCGCCCAGCGCGCCUCGCACCAGAUCGCCCAGCUGUGCCAGCGCUGGCGCUUGCCCCAGGAGAUUGGCAAUGACGUUGUCAAGCUCGGCUUGUUUGACAUCUUCCUCUACAUCGAUGACUCUGGCUCCAUGCAAUUUGAAGAGAACGGCGAGCGCAUCAAGGACCUUAGGCUCAUCCUGGAGCGCGUUUCCUACGCUGCUACCCUGUUCGACGAUGAUGGCAUUUCCGUCCGCUUCAUGAACUCCCUUCCUCCGCCGCAGGUGACCGAGCAUAUCAAGACUGAGCAGCAGAUUGAGCAGCUCAUGUCCCAGAUUCAGUUCAAGGGUCUCACUCCCAUGGGCACGCAUUUGAAGGAGCGCGUUCUGGAUGAGAUUCUCCGCCAAGCUCGCGCUGGCCAGCUCCGCAAGCCUGUGCUCGUCAUCACCAUUACUGAUGGCCAGCCCGCUGGUGAGCCUCAGAAUGCCGUUUUCGAAGCUAUCAGGAACACCACCUCCGAGCUCGGCCGUAUGCCGCAAUAUGGACCGGGUGCCAUUCAAUUCCAGUUCGCUCAGGUUGGCAACGACGAGAAGGCUCGCGAGUUCUUGUCGAAACUCGAUCAGGACCCUCAGGUGGGCUCGUUGGUGGACUGCACGUCCAACUACGAGAACGAGUCAGCCGAGAUGGCCAGGUCCAACCCCCCUGUUGACCUGACGCCUGAGCUCUGGCUUGUGAAGCUCCUCCUUGGUGCCAUUGAUCACUCUUACGACCGCAAGGAUGAGAAGGCCGGUGGCGCUCCUCCGCCCGGCGGCUACGGUGGUCCUCCUCCCGGCCAGUAUGGCGGCCCUCCUCAGGGUUACGGUGGCCCGCCUCCGGGCCAGUACGGCCAGCCUCCUCAGGGCUAUCCUCCGCAGGGCGGUUAUGGUGGUCCGCCUCCCGGCCAGUACGGUGGUCCUCCGCCUGGUCAGGGCGGUUACGGCCGUCCCCCGCCCGGCCCGCCGCCGGGUCAGGGUGGUUACCCUCCCAGGUACUAA
This is a messenger RNA of Lasiodiplodia theobromae, 1863 nucleotides long. Its product is annotated as Transcription factor. The record is from RefSeq and is a predicted model, not a curated record. Lineage: Eukaryota; Fungi; Ascomycota; Dothideomycetes; Botryosphaeriales; Botryosphaeriaceae. The transcript has 6 exons. Bases 1 to 1863 code for a protein of 620 amino acids.